Molecule: messenger RNA, 795 nt
Organism: Seminavis robusta
Lineage: Eukaryota; Bacillariophyta; Bacillariophyceae; Naviculales; Naviculaceae
Source: the annotation of a GenBank genome assembly
AUGUCGAGCAAAACAGAGCCCAAAGACGUCGAGGAAGUUGACAUUGAAGUCGCAACAGCCACAGACGCCACAGACGGAACAACCACCAAUCCUGCUGUGAAGAUACGCCAUGCAUUGGCCCUUGGUGGAAUAUCGAGUAUUUUGGCAGGCGUGACCUACAUCGUUGGAUUUGUCAUCUUUGGAGUUGCUCUAAGGGAUAUGUUCGAGGAAGACAAGCUGAGCGCCGUCGAGAGCGUGUCAUUUCUCAAGAACAACGAAGAAGUCUUUUACACGGCAAACUUUCUUGUGUACAUCUUGAAUGGCUUCCUACAGGUGAUUCUUUCCUGUGUCAUGUACACUUACCUCCUCUCUGAACACAAACAGAAUGGACGUCAAGAAAUCUACUUUCAAGUGACAUCUGUGAUUGGCAUCAUUUGGGGCGCCCUGGUGAUUGCGGCUGGUAUGAUUGGAAAUGGCGGCGGACACGUUGCUGUGAAUCUCUACGAAACCGAUCCCGUUCGUGCUGCCACGGUGUGGAUGACCAUCGAUGCUGUGUACACCAACGGAAUUGGAGGUGGCAAUGAGAUUCUAGGUGCCGUUUGGGUUUUGAUGGUAUCCUUUUCCUCCUUUGGUUGCGGAAGGGGUUUUCCCAAGCCCGUGAACAUUCUGGGUUUAAUUGCUGGUAUUGCCGGAGUCAUUACCAUCGUGCCUGGCAUGGAUGAAGCUACUUCCGUUUUUGGAGUAGUCAUGACAGUCUGGUACAUCCUUGCUGGAAUGUGGCUGUUGCGGGCUUUUAAAAAAACCUCGUCCAAGUAA